CUGACAUGAACGUCUUGUCUGUCAGUUUUUAUUUUUUGUAGACACGCUCUACUUUCUUUUAUUGAUAUAUGAAUUUUAAAACAUGACUCACAGGAUAUUAGAAUUAUACAGCGGUAUCGGAGGCAUGCAUUGUGCUUGGAAAGAUUCUGGUCUACCAGGGACGAUAGUCGCCGCAGUUGAUAUAAAUACUGUUGCUAACGAAGUCUACAAACACAACUUUCCCGAGACUAAUCUUCUGACCCGAAAUAUCCAAGCAAUCAAACCAGAAGAAAUAAAGAAGAUGAAUAUAAACAUAAUACUUAUGUCUCCGCCAUGUCAACCUUUUUCAAGAAAUGGAAAGUUUCUAGACAAGAAUGAUCCAAGAAGUAAAUCUUUUACUUACUUACUUGAUAUACUGAGCGAGUUGGAUAGUGUAGAGUAUAUCUUAAUGGAGAAUGUAAAAGGGUUUGAGUGCUCCGCUGUGAGAGAUUUGUUUAUAAAGAAGUUACAGGAAUGUAACUUUGUGUAUCAAGAAUUUCUUAUUUGUCCAUCUACUGUGGGCGUACCCAAUUCAAGACUUAGGUAUUAUUGUUUAGCAAGGCGGAAAUCAACUUGGAAUUUCAAAAGAAGGGAUGAAAUAAUGACCAGACUUCCAAAAAAUUACGAUGACCCAUUUCUGCUUAGUGAAGUAAUUGAAGAAAAUGUGCCAGAAAGGUACUUGGUACCUGACAAGCUGCUAAAAAGGGCCUAUAUUUUUGACAUAUGCUAUAAAGACUCCAGAAGGUCAUGUUGUUUCACAAAAGCAUACACACACUAUGUUGAAGGCACUGGUUCUGUAUUCACAGAAGCGAGUCCGGAAACAGUAGAUAAAUGUUACAAAGAGGCACAUUCUCAUGAAGGUGGCAGCCCUGACUUUAUUAGUACUUUAAAAGACCUCAAAUUAAGGUUCUUUACGCCAAAAGAAGUAUCACAGCUCAUGGCUUUUCCUAUAAGCUAUGAGUUCCCAAAAAACAUAUCAAUAAAGCAGUGCUACAGAUUGUUGGGUAAUAGUGUGAAUGUCAAAGUGAUAUCAGAGUUAUUAAAGAUAUUAGUAGACUGA
Messenger RNA from Cydia splendana, 1078 nucleotides. RefSeq names its product tRNA (cytosine(38)-C(5))-methyltransferase (gene Mt2). Gene Ontology annotation, cellular component: nucleus. The record is from RefSeq and is a predicted model, not a curated record. Gene Ontology annotation, molecular function: methyltransferase activity. Bases 83 to 1078 code for a protein of 331 amino acids. The transcript has 3 exons. Lineage: Eukaryota; Metazoa; Arthropoda; Insecta; Lepidoptera; Tortricidae.